Molecule: messenger RNA, 1214 nt
Organism: Haplochromis burtoni (Burton's mouthbrooder)
Lineage: Eukaryota; Metazoa; Chordata; Actinopteri; Cichliformes; Cichlidae
Product: cell surface glycoprotein MUC18-like
Exons: 3
Coding region: 429-1079 (216 amino acids)
Biological process (GO): cell surface receptor signaling pathway
Molecular function (GO): transmembrane signaling receptor activity
Source: RefSeq, a predicted model, not a curated record
UUAUAUUAUAUAUCACUUUCUAGAGAAAUUCUUGUUGAGAGAAGUGAGCCAUUGCAAUUUGUCAAUGGCAUUAAUUUUUUAGAUUUUUUUCUAAUACAUAAAGGAAAUACUGGGGAGAUCAUUUCUCUUUUGGAACCCAGUCUUUCACUGGCUGCCCAAAGAGGAUGGCCUGUACCAUUUCAGGUCAUGUGAUCAGAGGACACUCAUGUCUGUUAUCACCAUGUUUGUUUGUAGACUGGAUUAGAUUUUAGUGCACUGACUCAGAUCAUAGGAGACAUUGAAAAUCUCCAAGUGUUUUAAGGAGCUUGGUAAGAAAGCGACUGGACUUUAAACACUAGUGGGAUUGUUCCUUAAGAAGGUCAUUAACUCACUAUUGAUCAUGUGCCUCAAGAAAUGAGACACAUCAUUACCAACAGCUUUUUUUAUUUAUGUUACAUUUUGGUGUCUUUAGUUUGAUAAUGUCUGAAGUUUCUGUCUUUAUUGUAGUGCUCUGUACGCUCGUCUGCAGUGGACACGCUCAAGCUGCUGUGCUAACUAUUGAACCCAGCUGGUCCAGUUAUUUCAUUGGAGAGUUUGUUACCUUCAAGUGUGACAUGAAUGAAGGAAGAGACACUGACUGGUAUUACACAAUCAACAAGGAUGGUCGAGACUUUGUCCGCUACAGUGAAUACAAAGUCUACACAUUAGAAAUGAGAUCUACAGAUCACAGUGGUAAAUACCAGUGCUAUGGCAGCUCAAAGGGGUCACAUUAUACAAAGAACAGUAAUACUGUCUCUGUAACUGUAUUAGCAUAUAGACCCUGGGCCACACUGACAGCAGGAACAACAAUCAUACCAGUAGGGGGCAGUGUGACACUGACCUGCUCUGUGCAGAGCUCUGAUGGAUGGAAAUAUGAGUGGUUCAGACGAACCCAAACAACCUAUGAAGGUAAAAUCAGAGAUCAACAAAACAGAGAUAUCAGAGUAUCUCAAGGAGGAAUCUACAGCUGCAGAGGAACAAGAGGAAACCCAGUUUACUACACUGAUAUAAGUGAUCAUGUCAACAUUAAAAAAACCAGUGAGUUCAGUAAUUUAGUUUGAAAUAUACAUUCACUCAUGAUUAUCAAACGUACAAUGUUAAGUUUUCUGUGUUGAUUUCGUUUUUUUAUUUGUAUCUCAACUGUUAAUAUGUGUAAACAGUUUCUAACAUGCUGUAAAUUUAAACUGCAGAGAAAA